UCUGAGAAAGCGUUGCUCUGUUCAAACACUGAUGAGGUACCACAAGCACGAGCAGAAUAGCCGGAGACGCACAGUUUCCAACUAUAGACGGAUCGCUAAAAACAAAACCUAGUUCAUUGGAAUUCACAUAGGUCAGUAAACGAAGGCACGAACAAAUCUCUUCAGCUGGGGUGGAAGAGCGACGGCUGAAGACUGCUGUCUAGAAGAAGGAACCAGAGAGAAACAGCCAUGACAGAAUACUACCAGAUCUUAGGGGUCCAGAGAAACGCUUCGGCCGAGGACAUUAAAAAAGCGUACAGAAAACUAGCACUGAAGUGGCAUCCAGACAAGAACCCAGACAACAAGGAAGACGCAGAGAGGAAGUUCAAAGAGCUUUCAGAAGCCUAUGAGGUCCUGUCAGACGCAAACAAGAAGAACCAGUAUGACCGGUAUGGUAAAGAAGGCUUGGCUGGAAACGGAGGCAGAGGAGGGCAUUAUCACAACGGUGAUCACUUCAGUGGUGGGUUCACAUUCCGUAACCCCGAGGAUGUCUUCAGGGAAUUCUUCGGAGGUCGAGAUCCAUUUGCCGAUUUCUUCGCAGACGAUGACUUCUUCGGUGGGGGACACAGGCAGCGGGUGGUGAACCAAAGUAGGACCGGAGGAUCCUUCUUCCACGGAUUUGGUGGCUUCCCCCCCUUCGGGGCGGGCUUCCCAGGGUUUGGUUCAGGUGCGCUUCCCCUGCAGCACGGUUUCACCUCCCUGGGACAUAUGGGUGGAGGAGGCUUCGCCUCGUUUUCCUCUUCAUCUUUUGGAGGUGGAGGAGGAAUGUGCUCCCGCUCGGUGUCUACCUCCACCAAGUUCAUUAACGGCAGACAAAUCACCACAAAACGGAUUGUGGAGAACGGCCAGGAGAGGGUGGAGGUGGAGGAAGACGGUCAGUUAAAGUCUCUAACCGUCAACGGUCUGGAAGAUGACAACCGGCAGCAGAACAACCUCCUUGGUCUCCCCUCCCACCAACGCUUCCUGAGGAAUAGCCCACAGAACCCCCCAGAGGAAGACGAAGAGCGCGGCCAACAGAGCCUGGGACUCGCCAGAGGACACAUGGACACCAAGAGGAAGAAAUAUCCUUGGAGGCAGGAGGCGGAGCUCAAAAAGAAGAGAACACCUCGAUUGGCUCCUCGAAUCGGUGCCUGGUUCUAAAGCACCACCAUGGCUCCGCUCUUCCCUGUACGUGUCAUCCGGAGGGAAAGAACAUCAGUAGAUUAACACAACUCAGCCGUAGGGUUGCCAAAUUCAGGUUACUCUUCCAAAGAUUCCAGAUUUUGUAGGAAUCCCAGUUGGACGAUUCCCGGAAUCAAAGAGGGAAUAAGCAGGAAAUCCGGAUCCUCCAACCACAGGUUUUCUGGAAAACCUGGGAAUUUUGGGAAAGUUACAGGAAUUUUUCAAACCAUGCCAGCCCACCACUGUGCCAGGUCUCCCCUUGUCUAUCAACUUCUGUGCAAACAGCAAAUCUCAUUAGCCAUCUUCUAUGCAAGACAUUAGACUUUGUCAAGGUCUGUUUUCAUGGCUCUGCUGUGUUCUCUACUCAGUUCAACUUUCAUUACCAGUAGAACUGCCAGUAGAGGCCAUAGUUUAUUUAUUUUUGAAGAUGUCAGUAAGAGAGGAGCUAUUCUGUUUUUUUUCUGGAUUUUGCAUUCCUCACAAAUGGUAGUACCGGAGGACCUUAGCAUGAGCAUGUGCACAUUCGGUCAUAAUUUGUCUCCUCUGAAUGGAAUUAUACAUUUUUCCUCAAACGUACUUUCUGAAAUAUUUCUAGUUGGUUUUUUAAAGGGGCAAUCAGCAGUAGCUACAUCCAUUUCUGCUCUUAUAAAUGAAUGAUGUGUCCACAUUGAUUCUUGAAGAAUAUACCUUAUAAAUAAAUGCCUCAUGAGCUUAGUUCAACUGUUGUACCCCAUCAAAAGCGAAAG
Oncorhynchus nerka (sockeye salmon) is the source of this 1946-nucleotide messenger RNA. It is a transcript of the gene dnajb6b, whose product is annotated as DnaJ heat shock protein family (Hsp40) member B6b. NCBI's taxonomy places the organism in Eukaryota, Metazoa, Chordata, Actinopteri, Salmoniformes, Salmonidae. The record is from RefSeq and is a predicted model, not a curated record. The transcript is spliced from 10 exons. Bases 229 to 1179 code for a protein of 316 amino acids. Gene Ontology annotation, molecular function: Hsp70 protein binding.